Messenger RNA from Eimeria tenella, 468 nucleotides. RefSeq lists its product as uncharacterized. Bases 1 to 468 code for a protein of 155 amino acids. The transcript has a single exon. The record is from RefSeq and is a predicted model, not a curated record. Lineage: Eukaryota; Apicomplexa; Conoidasida; Eucoccidiorida; Eimeriidae.
AUGGCGCAGCAGCAGAGAGGCCGAGACGAUGGUCUUCGGCAGCAGGAAGCUGGGGAAGACCUGCAGCAGGAGGAGCAGCAGCAGGAGGAGCAGCAGCAGAAGCAGCAGCAGCAGCAGCAGCAGCGGAAGGAGGCCAUAGCUGCCUCGGAGUCGACCGAGGGCUCCCCACAGACGAACGGCACGCGCGCCGCCAGCAGCAGCAGCAGCAGCAGCAGCAGCAGCAGCUGCGGGGGCCGGGGGGCCCCGAGUGUGGGGUCGCCGGCGAGCGCAGCAACAGCAGCAGCAGCAACAGCAGCAGCAGUUAAGCGCGAGGGGCCCCGCAGACGCGGCAGCACUUGGCUGGAGCUCUUCUCCCUCAGCCGCUGGAGGGCCCCCAGCAGCAGCAAGCAGCAGCAAGGGGCCAUUCAGCUGGCCCAGGCCUUCGGGGCCCCCAACCAGCCCGGCAGACCCGUAAACCCUAAACCCUAA